AUGCUACGGAAACGUGUAAAUAUAAAAGAGAUUUCAGCAAGUUACAGAAAUACUAAUGUCACAGAGAUUUGGGCGCUUAUAGGAAUACUUGCAUUGACGGCUGUAAUGAAGGACAACCACUUGUCUACCGAUGAGUUAUUCGAUGCUUCAUUCUCUGGUACUCGAUACGUUAGCGUAAUGAGUAAAGAAAGGUUUGAGUUUUUACUACGAUGUCUAAGAAUGGAUGACAAGUCAUUACGGGCGACUCUUAGACAAGAUGAUGCUUUUUUACCUGUUAGAAAGGUAUGGGAUAUUUUCAUCGAUCAAUGCAGGUUGAACUAUACACCAGGAACAAACUUAACGGUAGAUGAACAGUUAUUAGGUUUUCGAGGUAGAUGUCCAUUUCGGAUGUAUAUACCGAAUAAGCCUAAUAAAUAUGGAAUAAAAUUCCCAAUGUUAUGUGACGCUGCAACAAAGUAUAUGGUAAAUGCGAUACCUUACAUUGGUAAGAGUACUAAAACGAAUGGCCUUCCUCUUGGCGAGUUUUAUGUUAAGGAGUUGACAAAAACAGUACACGGUAGUAAUCGAAAUAUUACGUGUGACAAUUGGUUCACUUCCGUACCACUGGCAAAAACCUUACUAAAAAGUCCAUAUAAUUUGACAAUGGUUGGAACUAUACGAUCAAAUAAAAGGGAAAUUCCAGAAGCGUUAAAAAAUACGCGUUCUCGCCCCGUGGGAUCGUCUAUAUUUUGUUUCGAUGGUCCGUUGACCUUAGUAUCUUAUAAACCCAAGUCAUCUAAGAUGGUGUACCUCUUAUCAUCGUGUGACGAAGACGGCGUAGUUGACAAUACUAAUGGAAAGCCAGACAUUAUAUUAUUUUAUAAUCAAACAAAAGGAGGUGUCGAUUCCUUCGAUCAAAUGUGUUCCUCGAUGUCGACAAACAGGAAGACAAAUCGGUGGCCUAUGACUGUUUUUUACGGCAUGCUUAAUAUGUCUUUUGUAAAUUCUUAUAUUAUUUACUGCCACAACAAGCUUUCGAGAAAAGAAAAACCAUUAAGUCGCAAGAACUUCAUCAAAAAAAUUAGCACAGAGUUGACUACGCCAUGGAUGCAACAGCGGCUGGAAGCCCCUACUUUAAAACGUUCAGUACGUGAAAAUAUAAUGAAUGUUAUUCAAAAUGAGCCGCAACCAGUACCAGAGGACGUCCCAGAACAACCAGAACCGAAAAAGCGUCGUAACUGUGGAUAUUGUUCCUAUAAAAAGGGCGGAAAACAAAUUCACAGUGCAUAA
Molecule: messenger RNA, 1269 nt
Organism: Melitaea cinxia (Glanville fritillary)
Lineage: Eukaryota; Metazoa; Arthropoda; Insecta; Lepidoptera; Nymphalidae
Product: piggyBac transposable element-derived protein 4-like
Exons: 1
Coding region: 1-1269 (422 amino acids)
Source: RefSeq, a predicted model, not a curated record